Molecule: messenger RNA, 2121 nt
Organism: Closterium sp. NIES-65
Lineage: Eukaryota; Viridiplantae; Streptophyta; Zygnematophyceae; Desmidiales; Closteriaceae
Source: the annotation of a GenBank genome assembly
AUGACAGCAGCGUCAAACACGUCCCCACGUGCACAACGCGCUGCUCGACGAGGGGAGGCAGCGCACCUGCAGGAGCGGCACCAAGAGGAGCAGACGGGACAGGAGGGUUUGGCGGCGUUGGAGGAGGCGGCGGCUGAUGCAGUUGAGGCCGGGGCAGAGGAAACUGAUUUACGGGGGGAUGUCGCUGCUGCGGGGUCAGGUUUGACGCGGCGGGGGGAGCAGGGUGCUGCGGCAGAGGCGGAUCCGACGGGGACGGGGCGGGAGGCGCACUCGCCUGCUGCUGUGCCUGCAGCCGCCUCUGACGACGACUCAACCUCGCCCGCUGCGGGGCCGACGGCGCCACCAGCGGACGAGGUUGUGGCUGCGGAGGAGGCGCAUGUGGAGCAUGGGUCGGCUGACUCACCGGCGCCAUUGGUGGCGGUGUCCCCAUCACCUCUCGGGGAGGUGGAGAUUGCGGCGGUCGCAGCUGAGGCAGCGAGGCAACCAGAACAACCCCGAACGAACCUUUACUCCCCAAAACCGCCGUCUGCUCCGCUGGCUGCAUUGCCCCGAUCUGCACCUCCUGCUGCACCAGAGUCACGUGAAGCUGGUCUAGCACGUACGACAAGAGCGUCAAGCAAGUCCCCACGUGCAUCACGCGCUGCUCGACGAGAGUUGGAGGCUGACCAGGAACCACGGCUUGAGGGGGCGGCGGGGCAGGAGGCGUUACUGGAACCCAUGGGUGCUGCACAGGGGGGCCUUGGAAUGAGUACUGAUGGAAUGACGAGGGGCCCGACACAGACUGAGGGACCUGAGCGGGCGGAGGAGGGGACGGAGGAACAUGGUACACCGAGGAGCAAUGCUGCUGCGGAUGGAGGGGCAAAGGAAACCGACGGAGCGGAGAUUGAGCUGGAGGCGGCUGCGCCGCCCGCGGUGGCGGCUGGUGAGGAGUCUGGAGUCGCGGCUGCUGGAGUGCCUGCGGUCCUGGUGUCUGCUGGCGCCUCUGCCGCUGCCUUUGACGCCGGCUCAGUUUCGCCCUCUGCCACCCCGCAGGCUGCACAGGCGGAGGCUGAGGGGACGAGGCUGGGCGCGAUUCCGGAACAGACUGCGGAGGCGGCGCUAUCCCCGUCACCGGCGCCGGUGACGCCGGCCGUGCUGGCGGCGGCGGUGUCUGCUGCGACUGGGGUGCGAGGCGACGCCCCAACGGCGGAAGGCGCGACGACUGCCGCUGCGAACGUCGGAAUGCCUGCUGCUGCCGCGGCCUCAAGGAGGCAGGAGCACGUCCAGGCUGAGGGAGAGACUCCGAGGCCCCCGAACGGCGCCGCCUCCGGCGCUGCACGAGUGAUGUCGACGAGGAAGCCGCGGGCCCAGCCAGCGCCGAGACGGCUCGGAGCAGGGCUGGGACCUGGCUCCCCGGGACCCCUCCUGGGCUGGCUUCUGCAAGGGCAACUGCCAUCAGAGCGAGUGCAUCGAUCGUCAUCUGCGCACACGCAAGAGGCACGGGGGGUUUCUGGGCUCAAUGAGGCGACAAUAGAGGCAACAGCAACCCGUGUGGCAGAGCAGCCGGCGCCAAACCAGGACAGCGGAGCACACACGCACUCACCGUCAAGCCCAGUAGCUCCAACUGCGGCGGCCGUCGCCACUCGUCGCUCAGCUCGUUUGGGUGCUGUCACGUGGGGCCCACCAAGGGGAGGCAGAACGCCAUGGAUGCCGGCGGGGAGAGCGGGACUAGCGGCGACGCCUCAGCCAGCACUGGCGGCGAACCGGGGUUUCCGCGGUAUGGAUCGCGGGAGGCGAGGGGGAAGGCGCGGGGGUGUUGCUCGCUUGGGGGGAGCGGAGAUCCAGGCACGAACAGGCCCUUGGCGGGAACGCCACGACCGCCCAGAGGUUUUGGAAGCCCCAGCCAAUGGGGUCGACGCUGAGCCUGCUGAGGACAUGGGGGACCCUGAGUUUAUGUGUGGAGAGGAGGCGGGCCCGGAGUCCGAAGAGGUGUCUCUGGUUAACGAGGAGGAUUUGGGAAGAGGCCGGAAUCGAGUGCGAGGGACGGGAGAGGGAGUGGCCAGGGCGACAUCCCAAGCUGAAGGAGUAUCUGUGCAAGCUCCCACGGUGCUUGGGCGGUCCUACUAUACCUCCCGAGGCUGA